This is a messenger RNA of Coccidioides posadasii C735 delta SOWgp, 4992 nucleotides long. RefSeq lists its product as uncharacterized. NCBI's taxonomy places the organism in Eukaryota, Fungi, Ascomycota, Eurotiomycetes, Onygenales, Onygenaceae. The record is from RefSeq and is a predicted model, not a curated record. Gene Ontology annotation, molecular function: protein binding. Gene Ontology annotation, cellular component: membrane.
CUGUUUGCUGCCGCUCAAUCAGCUGUGGAGCGACGGUUUGAAUACGAGAGUGAGAUGGUGUUAAUGGAGCAGAUUCAGAGAAUUGAAAUAUCCGAUGUGAAAACAUGCUGUGUCUCCGAACAUAAGAAUGCAGUCUGUCAGAAAUUACUGCUAAUAGUAUUUCAGCUAUGGAUGUACGGAAGCCAUCAUGAUGCAACUACUUCGUCCAGGACAUCGACUUUUUGAUCGGGAGCUUCUCCUUUUUGGCCACUGGAUACUUUGGGCCGAACGCCGCGCUCUGUGCUUAGCCAAGUGUUGACUCUUCAAAUCAGCAGCAACAGUUGGUUAAUUAAACAGCUCGUGAGCAUCCGAACUGGACGCAUGGACGCAGGGCGUUAUUUCACAGGACUGCCAAUGCAAGUCACUGACGGCCCCUUUGUCGCCAUUCCUCGUGGCUGAGAUUUCUUUUUGCGCGUUUUUAUUUGGCCAUCCGGGUCGCCGUCGCGUCUGGGCACCGCAUCGUGAGACCGUCAGCUCCCCCGUAAAUAGGCCAAUCACGGCAUCGUGUGACACGAACUGAUGAGGCCGUUGGCAAAUCAGCUGCCGGCGGUGGAAGCGCCAUGAUGGGUCCAAUCAUGGGCAGGAUGCAGGAGUGUUUUAGCGAGCAGGCCUGCAUCCUGUCCUCUGUCUGCAGGCGCCGAGAAGGAUCAGGACCCUUGGCGGGAUGGUUGUGACGAGUUAUCGAUCGUCAUGCCGGGUGAUCUCAUGGCUCCUGAGUUAACGAUCCAUUUCCCUCCAGCUUGCUCGGGACUUGCUGUCAAGUUUCAGCGGCCUCAUUCGCACAACUCUUGCUCGCUGCUCUGACGUUUUUGCUCCUUGUCGAAUCUUGGAAUUAAUCUUGUUUGCCUCUGAACCCUCCAGGCUGCCCCGCAGUUACGAGCUAAGCUGUCGGCAGCUCUCCGCCAGGGUCUCCUGGAAAACGUCGCCACGAGAAGGCUUCAAUCUGGCGACGAGUUUCCAGCAAGGCAGCUGACUGCAUGCGAUUUGGUGACCUCGUGCGCGAGAGUUUUACGACCCAGUUAGAUAGCCAUCAUGACCAGUAAUGGUCGCGGCGGCAGGGCGACAGACGAGAUGUUCCUCUCCUCGCCCUCCGAUCGCCAUCCAUCCGCGGUCUCUCCGUUAAGAAUUGUCAAAAGGGACUCCCCUUCUCCCUCGCGAGCUUCCGAAGCUGGCCAGCAAGCUUCAUCAAGACCAAUGAAUCGCGCGGAGUCCGUCUCUCCUCUUCCUUACCCAGACGACUCCUCUCGUCGAGCACAGGCGAGGGAUCGAAAUACCUCAGUGUCGCGACCGCCCUACCCCGAUGCUGGGCAGUCCGCAUCAAUGUCCGCUCGGUCCACGGAGAAUAGCUCACCGGCCUCGCCUGGGCCUGGCGCUAGCGAAAUUCCAGAAGCGCUGCGUCCCCGUCAAGACUCGAAACAGUUGCAACCUACAUUGGCUGAGAGAAGAGGUGCUGUCCCAAAAUCCCUUCCUGAGUCGCCCAACCCUGAGCCCUCAGACCGAGAAGGCCUAUUUCAGCGACUACCUCAGCGUGAGCGAGUCACCCAGAAAGCGCCUGAACCCGUGCGCAAGGGCUCAACCGGGGUAAAUCCGUAUCCUGAAUACCACCGGCAGUACUGGCCUCCCCCGACGAGCAGCUCGACCUUACAGCCAGAGAAUAAUUCUGCCAUUAAUCGCUUGAGCUCUACGGCAUCCACUUCCACUACAAAGGCCCAACGUGGGUCUCCUCCGCCUCCCGAGACCCCCAUAGUACCACCCAACCAACAACCAGCGUCCGGCAUCGAAGCCCGAUAUGCGGCCUCGGGCAUCGCGGGAACUUCUACCUUGAACAAUUUGAAUUCGCAUAACUUUGCCGCACAACAACGUGCAACUCAAUACUCUGCACCUCAGCCAAACAGAUAUCCGAGCCCUGCUCAAGCUCAGGUCCAACCGCCGCCACAACCACAGCAGCGGCCAUGGACACCGACUGAACAACCGGGCACCCAGCCGCAUGGCCCUCCACAGGUAUAUCAAGGCUCAACUGUAGUGGGCCCUGCUGGAGGUGCACAAGCACCGCCUGGAAACAACGCUCAACAACCGCCUCAACAGCCGUCUCAGCAGCCACCGCAGCAGCUACCGCAGCAAGCACCACCGGGAAACCAAAUGCAAUACGCCAAUCAGCCCUCUACCGGUAUCGAAGAUGACUUCCAACGACUCAACAUGACAGCUUCUCCUCCUCCAGCAUAUUCUAGUUUGGCAGGUGUCACUCCUCAUGGGUAUCCUCCCGAGAAAUUCGGUGCUGGACAGGCUGCGCAGCAGACAUCCCUAAGCGCAGCUAUGUCAAGUGGUGCCUCUGCUCCCACUCAAGGGUCUGCCCAAGGCCAUCCUGCAUUCGCGAAUGAUCCACGACAGCAGCAAACUGGCACACCGGCGCAGCAUCCUCCUCAGAAUGGAGUGCAGUCACAUCCGGCGCCAACUCCAACCCCUGGUCCGGCGUCACCUCCACCGUUGCCUGAAGGCUGGAUAGCGCACCUAGACCCAAACUCAGGGCAGUAUUAUUAUAUUCACUUACCAACACAAUCCACGCAGUGGGAAUUUCCAAAAGGCCCAACGCCAUUAAAUCUUAACGAUGCACCCAUAUCUCCGUCGCAAAGCACCUUUGGUGGCCAUGGUCUAUCCUCCCCAGGCCUAUCCACAUUUGGUAAACCAUUAGCAUCUCCUGCAUUUUCAGCCUUUGGACAUCCUAUGCCUUCACCCGGAAUGCCGAUGAGUCCUGGAUAUGAACCUAGUGUCAUGAGUUUCAACAGUGGUUACAUCGGCCCCCCGCCGACCAGCGGAAUAGAGCUCUACAAGGUCAGCCCUACAAAUGGGGUUUACUUUGGUCCAUAUUUACGCUACAAAAACAUGGACAUAGAGCGGGGCCAGUGGUUGGGUUCGAUCCUUCUAGUGACCGAUGCUCCACAGCCACCAACAAUCCAUAUCCACAAAAGCAUCGAUCUUUCUCCCAACCCACGGCAGCUGUCUCCUGUAAGCAUAGCAGCUCAUCAACGAUGGACCUUUUACAGAUACGACAUUGACUUGCAAAUGGAUGACGCCGGGCCUGCAAAGUGGACAUAUGCAAUUACGUCGCACCUUGGAUGCACGCGGUAUGAGUUCCUUGUUGCAGGGCGGCAUGAAACGAACUGGCGCUUCAUUGCUACCUCUGGGAAUGACUUUUCCAUCAACGUCAACGCCAAUGAACGGUCCAAACUAGGUGGUGUUGGAUAUCUAUGGAAAGAUAUUAUGCAGAAACACGUCGAAUGCGGAGGUUUCCACGCUCAUCUAGGGCUGGGCGGCCAAAUAAAUGCCGACCGCCUAUGGAAGGAACUCCCAUCCCUCAAACAGUGGCUGUCUAUCAGUGGAAAGGAGGUGAGGAAAAAUGCAGCGUGGACUGCUGCACUGGAAGAAGACGUAACCCAUGCAUAUUUCCAUUAUUAUACCAGUCAUUUUGACCAGCCGCAUUUGCGGGAAGCGUUUGCUCAGAUUCCACACGUAUUGCAGGUGGAUGACCAUGAUAUAUUCGACGGAUUUGGUUCCUACCCCGAUCAUAUGCAGUUCUCAAAUAUGUUUAAAAACAUUGGCAGAAUUGGCAUUGAAAUGUAUCUUCUUUUCCAGCAUCACACUACACUGGAAGUCUUACGACAUGUCAGCGAUGAUAUUGAUCUCUUCACGAUUACAGGAACUGGGUGGCACUUUGUCAAAUACUUAGGUCCGGCAAUUGCCGUUGUUGGUAUUGACUGUCGAUCAGAGAGAAACCCACACCAAGUACUGGCCGGCCCGUCAUACCAGGGGAUUUUUCCGAAGGUUGCCAUGUUACCUCCAAGCGUUCAGCAUUGUAUCUGGAUGAUUUCAGUGCCCCUCGUAUAUCCGCGCCUCGACACUGCUGAACACCUCGCACAAACCGUUGCAACUGGCAAGAAGGCUGUUACUGGUGCGUAUAAUAUGUUAGGCAAAGUGACUAGCUCUGUUGCGGGUGUUGUUGGUGCCAAGGGAGCUGUCGGUUCUGGAUUCAAUUCAGUGAAGCGAGCUGUGGGAAAGUCUGGUUUGAUGGGUAGUGUACUGAGUCCAUUUGGAGAUAUCGACUUCCUCGACGAGUUGAGAGACCAAUGGACACAUGAUUCAAAGGACCUUGAGAGAACAUACCUCAUUCGCACCCUCCAAGGCAUUGCUCAUCAACGUAGCAUCCGAAUGACGUUCCUCUCCGGUUCUGUCAACCUCUGCGGAGCCGGGCUAGUUCAUGACCCUUCUCAUCCUACUGACCACAAAACUAUGUAUCAAAUCAUCUCCUCCUCCGUUGUUAACGCUUCGCCACCUUCAUAUAUUUUGAAAUUAUUGCACGGCAACAACAAGCCACUAUAUGUCCCGCCAAAUGGCCAUCGAUCCACUCCAUCCCAACCUACUGACACCAAAGAAGACAUGAUGGAGCUCUUCCAAACCGAUGUUGCUGGCCAACAACGUGAGCACCGGAAGUUAAUGGGGCGAAGGAAUUACGUUGCCAUCGUGGGAUAUGAUCCCGACUCCGUGAAUGCCGCGUAUACUGGCAUGCCUCAGCCACAGCAAGGUCAUGGUGGCAGCCCGCCGGGUGCGUUCCCUAAGUUGAGUCUCGCCGUGGACUUUUUGGUACAAGGCGAGGGAGCAUUCGGGAAUGUUAUUAAGUAUGGCCCUGUUAUUGUUCCAAGCUUAGAGCUGGGAAGGUAACAGGAGACUAAAGUUACUGCUUAGGGCUUCAUUAUGAAGUGAUGUGAUGUGAAUGAAGCAUAUUUCCUUGCCUUGGUUUCCAUAUUUAGCGUUCACUCCAUUGCGUUCUCCUUUACCCAUUGCUUCUGUUCAUCUUUCUACAUUCUGGCAUGUGCUGCUUGAUUCUGAUGUGAUUCAUAAUUUAUUUCACAGGAUGAUAAAAUUAUAUAAUAGCUAACAAGAACGUGGUAUCCAUCUAUA